Acaromyces ingoldii is the source of this 1359-nucleotide messenger RNA. Its product is annotated as kinase-like protein. The transcript has a single exon. Bases 1 to 1359 code for a protein of 452 amino acids. Gene Ontology annotation, biological process: protein phosphorylation. Gene Ontology annotation, molecular function: ATP binding; protein kinase activity. The record is from RefSeq and is a predicted model, not a curated record. Lineage: Eukaryota; Fungi; Basidiomycota; Exobasidiomycetes; Exobasidiales; Cryptobasidiaceae.
AUGGAUGCACCCACGGCCGCCUCGCUUGGUCGUCUCCGUCGUGCCGUGCUGAUUGGUCUCUGUGCUGAGCAGGGCAUCGAGGUGGCCGGAGACGCCACGAAGGCGACCCUGAUUGAAGAGCUUCUUCGUCACCAUACCGCUCAACGAGAUCGGGGCACGCCGCCCAUGUCAGCAGCGACCGAGAAGCCAGGUUCAAGCAGCACUGCCAGGCCGUCGUCGAGCGAAUCGGACGAUUCGACAAGCACAAAGACUCGGCGCAAGACACCAAAAGGACCAUUGAAGAAGCGCACGACGGACUCCGACAAGCCUCUGCUGCUUCGUACGCGGUCCAAGGAGGUUCAAUCGCCGCGCCCGCCUAGCCUCAAGCUGCAGUCCGGCGUAGCAGAACCCGCGCCCCCGGCAGACUCCAUCGACGAGCUCAACGGCUUGGAUUUGGAGAGCCUCAAUCUCCUCGACAAGGAGAUUGCGCCUCACAAGCUUGAGAAGGGCGAAAAAAUUGGGUCGGGCGGCUUCAAGGACGUUUACGUUGGCAAAUAUCAGAUCACGGCAUCACAGAAGCGCAGGGUGGCGAUUGCCGAAAUUCGCGAUCAGCUUUCAGAGAUGGACAUCAAGGAGAUCAAGCUUCUCCGAGACCUUCGCCACGAAAACAUCGUGCGCUUCAUCGGUGUCAGCAUCCCACAGGAGCCUCGAAACGUUCCCUGCAUGGUUGUCACUGAGCUCUGCUCCAACGGCGACCUCUACGACUACAUUCGUAACGUCGAAGCACCAAGCGACGAUGAAAUCUUUCGCAUCAUGCUUGAGACGGCGCGAGGUCUCGAGUAUCUGCACACACGCACUCCGACCAUCAUCCAUCGAGACGUGAAGUCGACCAAUGUCCUUGUCUCGCGCAACCGUACGGCCAAGAUUGCCGACUUUGGUCUGGCCAGGGUGCGCAACACCAAACGGUCCAAAAUUGGCAGCCUGGUGGGCACCGUCAACUGGCAAGCCGUUGAGCUCUGGAGCCCCAAACCCAACUACAACGAAAAGGUAGACGUCUGGAGCGCGGCCAUGACGUUCUGGGAGACGCUGCAAUGGCACCUCCGCGAGAAAAAGUACCCCUUCCAAGAGAUGAACGAACACCAGAUCUAUCUCGACGUUGGCCAGAAGAAGCUCCGACCGCCGACGGUGUCGAUCCGGAGGCGGUACGGUGGCGAGAUUGUCGAUCUGCUCGACCGGAUGUGGGAUCACCUGGCCAAGAAUAGACCGACAAUGACCGAGGUGUGCGAGGAGCUCGAGCUCCUCAUCGCCAUGAAGCGUUCCACUCAAGAGCCCCAGACGACAAAGCCCACCACUCGAGCGGCUGCUCACCAUCAACAUUAG